CUACAGCGGAAGGCUUCGCUGGAGGCCGAAGCCGGCAGAGUGGGGCGGGACGCGGUAAGGCCCCGCCCCCGGGCGCGUCCGUGUGCGUGGCUGGGGGCGCAGCAGAGUCCCACUCCAUGAUGCGGGAUCUGAGGACAGGGAAGAGCCCUGGCGUGGAAGCCCUCACCGUAGGGACCAGCAUUCCCAACGUCCCGCCGGGCCGCCUCGCAGCUUAAGGAGGGCGCGGCCCUGCGGCGGUGCGCCCACCCUCAUCCCAGCCGGUGCCGACGCCCCCAUCCACGCUCUGUGCGCGCCUCCGGCCCCGCCCCCGCCUCGACGUGCCCCCCGCGCGCCGCGCCCCCCGCCCACCCGGCACGCCCAGCCGCCCCGCCCGGCAGCCGCGGGCCUGGAGCUGCCCCGCGGGCCUGAGCGACCCUCGCAGCCGCAGCGUCCUCCUUCGCCGCCAUGGACGUGUAUCCCCCGCACCGGCUGGGGCUGCUCCGCGGGCGGUUCCCCGGCGGCCCCGGCCGCGGGUCGCCCUCCGUCAGCUGCAGCCGACUCCGCCAGGUUCAGAGCAUCUUGACCCAGAGCAGCAAGUCUCAACCCGAUGGGAUCCUCUGCAUCCUAGGAAUCGAUAGCAGGUACAAUGAAGGCUGCAGAGAGCUGGCAAAUUAUCUUCUGUUUGGUUUGUACAAUCAGAAUGCAAGUGAUUUUGAGAAGACAGGGUUUUCUGAAGAAGUUCUAGAUGAUGUAAUUAUAUUGGUAAAAUCAGAUAGUGUCCAUCUGUACUGUAAUCCUGUAAACUAUCGCUAUCUCUUACCCUAUGUGGCACAUUGGAGAAAUCUGCAUUUCCAUUGCAUGACCGAAAAUGAGUAUGAAGAUGAGGAAGCUGCAGAAGAAUUUAAAAUUGCCAGCUUUGUGGACAUGGUUCGAGACUGUAGUAGAAUUGGCAUUCCUUACAGCUCCCAAGGUCACUUGCAGAUAUUUGAUAUGUUUGUAGUAGAGAAGUGGCCAAUUGUACAGGCCUUUGCACUUGAGGGCAUUGGAGGGGAUGGAUUUUUUACCAUGAAAUAUGAGCUGCAGGAUGUGAGUUUGAAUCUAUGGAAUGUCUACAGCAAGAUGGAUCCUAUGUCUCUGGAGAGUUUGCUUUCAGAAGAUUUGGUGGCUUUUGAACAUCAGUGGACUAGCUUCUUUGCUAAUUUUGAUACAGAAAUUCCUUUCCUGCUGGAACUUUCUGAAUCUCAAGUGGGUGAGCCAUUCAGAAGUUACUUCAGUCAUGGAAUGAUCUCCAGCCAUAUAACUGAAAACAGCCCUAAUAGGCAGCCAUUCGUUCUCUUUGGUAAUCACUCCACACGAGAAAACCUGAACGCUGGCAACUUUAACUUCCCUUCUGAAGGGCACCUGGUACGCAGCACUGGUCCCAGUGGGAGCUUUGCCAAACACAUGGUAGUACAGUGCGUCUCACCGAAGGGGCCCCUUGCCUGUUCAAGAACAUACUUUUUUGGAGCUACCCACGUUCCUUACUUGGGUGAUGAGAGUAAGCUGCCCAAGAAAACUGAACAAAUUAGGCUCUUGUCCCAGGUGUAUGCUGCUGUUAUUGAGGCUGUUUUGGCUGGCAUUGCAUGUUAUGCUAAAACUUCCAGUCUAACAAAGGCCAAGGAGGUAGCUGAGCAGACCCUGGGAUCCGGGUUAGAUUCCUUUGAUUUGACACAGUUUAAGGCAGGCCUACGCUCCAAGAUGACUUUUCAUAUACAUGCUGUGAAUAAUCACGGAAGGAUUGUGCCUCUGGACAGUGAAGAUAGCUUAUAUUUCGUGAAGACGGCUUGUAUGACUGUCUAUGACAUUCCUGACUUGCUGGGAGGAAGGGGGUGCUUAGGGUCUGUGAUCUUCUCAGAAUCCUUUUUGACAUCUCAGAUCUUGGUUAAAGAAAAGGAUGGCACUGUUACCACAGAAACCAGCUCCAUAGUCCUGACAGCCGCCAUACCCAGAUUCUGCUCCUGGCUGGUAGAAGAUAAUGAAGUAAAAUUGUCUGAGAAAACCCAGCAAGCAGUUAAGGGGGAUGCCUGUUUCCUGGGCACUUUUCUAACAGGAGGAGAAGGAGCAUAUCUUUAUUCCAGCAACCCACACUCCUGGCCUGAGGAAGGGAAAGUGCAUUUCUUCUCUAGUGGUCUUCUGUUUUCUCACCGUCAUCACGGAAGUAUCGUCCUUUCCAAGGAUCACAUGAAUUCCAUUUUAUUCUAUGAUGGGGAUUCCACCAGUGUUGUUGCUGCCCUUCUGAUAGAGUUCAAAAGUUCUCUGCUUCCUCAUCUCCCAGUUCAUUUCCAUGGAUCAAGCAAUUUUCUGAUGAUUGCCCUUUUCCCCAGAUCAAAGAUAUACCAAGCAUUUUACUCAGAGGUCUUCUCCCCCUGGCAACAGCAGGCUAACUCAGGGCUGUCUUUAAAAGUGAUCCAGGAAGAUGGAUUAUCUGUGGAACAAAAGAGAUUACACUCCAGUGCGCAGAAGCUCUUCAGUGUCCUGAGCCAUUCUGCUGGGGAGAAACGGAGUCCUCUAAAGCUACUCCCAGCCAAACUCCCAGAGCUGGACUGGUUUCUUCAGCAUUUUGCCAUCAGCAGUAUUAGUCGAGAGCCUGUGAUGAGGACCCAUCUCCCAGUCCUGCUACAGCAAGCUGAAAUCAGCCCUUCUCACCGAGUAGAAAAUGACAAGGUAACUAUCAGCAUUGUAACUGGCCUCCCAGGCUGUCAUGCUAGCGAGCUCUGUGCUUUCCUGGUCACUCUGCAUAAGGAAUAUGGCAGGUGGAUGGUAUACCGCCAAAUCAUGGACAGCUCCGAGUGUUUUCAUGCUGCCCACUUCCAGAGAUACCUUUCCAGUGUCCUGGAGGCCCAGCAGAACCGCUCUGCCCGCCAGUCAGCCUACAUCCGCAAGAAGAUUCGACUGCUUGUGGUGUUGCAAGGCUACACAGAUGUCAUUGAUGUUGUCCAGGCCCUGCAGACCCAUCCAGACUCAAAUGUCAAGUCCUCCUUCACCAUUGGUGCCAUCACGGUGUGUGUGGAGCCCCUGAGCUGCUACAUGGACCACAGAUUUCUCUUUCCUAAAUGUCUUGACCAGUGUUCACAAGGCCUGGUGAGUAAUGUGGUAUUCACCAGUCACACCACGGAGCAGAGGCACCCUCUCCUUGUCCAGCUGCAGACCCUCAUCAGGGCUGCCAAUCCUACUGCAGCCUUCAUUCUUGCAGAAAAUGGGAUUGUCACCAGGAAUGAAGACAUUGAGCUGAUUCUCUCAGAAAAUAGUUUUUCAAGUCCUCAGAUGCUGCGAUCUCGAUAUUUAAUGUACCCCGGCUGGUAUGAAGGUAAAUUUGAUGCUGGAUCAGUCUUUCCACUAAUGGUUCAGAUCUGCGUAUGGUUUGGUCGUCCUUUGGAGAAGACUCGUUUUGUGGCCAAGUGUAAAGCAAUUCAGUCUUCCAUCAAGCCAAGUCCCUUCUCUGGAAACAUCUACCACAUCCUGGGCAAAGUGAAGUUUUCAGACUCUGAGAGGACCAUGGAGGUCUGCCACAACACUCUGGCCAAUUCCUUGAGCAUCGUCCCAGUUUUAGAAGGACCCUCGCCACCACCCGAUUCCCGAAGCACACCUCAGGACAGCAACGGGCAGCAGGAGAGCUACCUCGUGUUCAUUGGCUGCUCCCUGAAGGAAGAAAGCAUCAAGGACUGGCUGCGGCAGUCAGCUAAGCAGAAGCCUCAGAGGAAAGCCCUGAAGACCAGGGGGAUGCUGACCCAGCAGGAGAUCAGGAACAUCCAUGUGAAACGCCACCUGGACCCCCUGCCUGCAGGCUACUUUUACAAUGGCACUCAGUUUGUCAACUUCUUUGGUGACAAGACUGAUUUUCACCCACUCAUGGACCAGUUCAUGAAUGACUACGUGGAAGAAGCCAACCGGGAAAUCGAGAAGUAUAACCGGGAGCUGGAGCAGCAGGAGUAUCACGACCUCUUUGAGCAGAGGCCCUAGGGGAAGGCUGUGCCGUGCAUCCUGCAGAACGUCCACCCUGGAGGUGGAUGUUUAGAAAUGGGGUUACUUAACCUCAGCUCUCCCAGAGGCCCCUCCCUAAAGGGGCUGUCUUUGUUCUCCUUGGCCUUUGUGUGCUGGCUUGAGUGCAUGUUGUCUUUAUUCUCUAUACAGCGCUGAAGAGCAUCACCUGCACCACUAAUGGGGGGGAGGGGGGUACUCGUGGAGCAAGAGCCGAUAGGGACUGCCCUGCCCUGUGUGUGGGGCUGGCAGUGCAAAACCUCUGGGUCUUUGGUAACAGUAUCUCCUAUGGGCUGCUGAGACACUGUGACAGUGGGGAGAAGCAUUUGGGUUACACAAAGGAGCUGUUGGGAUGCAGAAGGAACCCUGGCUGCCCAAACUAUGGCCAUGCCUGGGGGCCAAGCCACCACAGGCCUCACACACUGCCCCAGGAGAGCCUGUCCCCAGUGGAGUGCCUGCCUUUCUGUUUAGGCCACUUGCAUUGAAGGAGCUGGCCCUGUUGGCCCUGGGCCCAGUCCUGGGGGGAGCAGCCCAAGCUCUGCUCAAGCUCAGCCCACUGAGCCAGCAGCUUGGGCUGAGAUCAACAGUCUGUUCUAAGAUAAGGGGAUGUCCCUUACAGACUAAACUGAGGGGAAAGGCAUGUUGCUUUCCAGAAGCAUGUGGCUUUUGAAUUCGCAAGCAGUUUCCCUGGAGGUCGGUGCUCAGCUCCCCUCGUGGUCUCCCUCUACUUGGCCUCAUUCGGGGGCAAGAGCAAACCUGCUGCUUCAGCCUCCCUGCUGAUGCUUUGCCUCACUUUUGAGGAGAGCAUCCUGCAUGCAACUGCUUUGUCUUAGCCCCAGAGCUAUGAUCAUUUAUGGGGCAUCCCCGAAGGGGGCUCACUCUCCAGACCUAGCCCUCUCCUCGGCCAUGCCAGGGAAGGCCUGGUUUUCAGCCACAAACUUCAGGAAACUUAUGUCCCCAAGCAUUGUUGCUGGCCCUGGACUUGCUUGGUUCCUGAGGACCAGGAGUUUCAAAGAGUUCCAAUAUCCAACUUAGAAUUUCUUCCGGUGGCUUUGUUUUCAGCUGGACCACAAAGCAGAGGGGUAUUACAAAUGCAUCCCAUGCCUAACUUCCAGAAUUAGUAUGUGGGAGGGGGGCGGUCACAGGCACUGAUGUUUGGGUGAUGUCUUUUAGGACUUCAGCGCCUCAGCUGCCUAGAUUGUAAAUGCUUUCUGAAUUUCACAUUUUUUUUUUUUUUUUUGCAUGCCUUAGGAAGAAGCACAUAGACGAAACCAGCAAAGUUUCCAGUAAUGUAUAGGGGUUUUUGAUAAAGGCCCCUGGCCCAGAGGAGAGACAGAGAAAGGAUGGAGCACAUGUGGUCUGUGUGCCUGAUCACUCAGAGGCUUCCAUGCAAGUAGCAAAGCAAGUGUUAAGGGCUUGUCAGUAAAAUGUACUUGUAUUAGAAAAAAAAUAAUCUGAAGCCAAAUGAACAAAACUCCAAAUACCACUGAAUAAGAACUCUUGCAUGAAGAAAGCCUUCUGAAAAGGCCUGUGUGCUCCAGUCCCAGCUCCCAAAGCUGGUGGUGACAAGGGCCCAGAUGUGGAGCCCAAGUCAGGGAGCACCUCACUUCUGGUUGGCCAGAGGCUGGGGUCCACAAUGGACCUGCCUCUGCUUCAGAAUCAAUAACAUAGAUCUUAAGUGCAAUUGAUGAAAUAAGCAAUGAGUUACUGUAGCUUCUUUUAGCUCUACCGAGCUCUUUUUAAAAACUCAAACUUGAGCAGCCUUAGAAAAGGGAGAGGUGGGGUGGGUGGGUGGGGUGGGGGAACCAUAGGCCAUUUACUCCAGGUGGGUUGCUGUGAAUUUAUAAAUGAAAGCUCUAGAUUGAGGAGCUCGAGCCAUUUCCUGGCUGCUGCACAAAAGAGUUUUUAAAGAGGGCUCGGAGCCCGCCCAUAAAAGCGGGUCUUCCCACUGCGUGGGGCUGUAGUACUACGUGGUGGUCUUGGUUUCUGACCAUUGUCCACAGAAAUGCUCUCUCACCAACUCGCCCCACUGUCCCAAUCCCUCUGCUGUUAGAGGGAAAACUGUGAUUACCUCAACUUGAAUAUGAAACUGUGAUUGAAAAAAGUCAAAACGUUAAGAAGUUCCAAAGCCAAAAAGGCAGAACUGGCUGAGGCCUCUGUUGACACUCCUCAGCCUGCUAGGGGGUGUGAAGGGGCACACUGGCGAAAGGGCAUUCCUUGCGGCACACUCGCUGUGCCCUGGCAAAGAGGCACACUAGCUGUGUGAGCUCUUCGAGGACUGAGGCAGGGGGGAUGCCUCCUCCCCCACACUGCCCCUUCUGGAACCUGCCAGGCGACUCUGGGUUCUGACUGUGAAGUUGAAUAUCCACUUGAUUGCUCCAGGCAGAGGGACAGGGUCUUAGGCUUUCUCCAGAGGAAGGGCCAUGACACUGUGUUGUAGAUUUUGGCCUCAGGAGUGGAUGCCAGGAACCCAGCGGGGACAUCAGAAGUAGUAGGUUUCUUAGGGGCAGGCAGAAGUCCUCCAGGGGCUUACAUGCUUUUUGCCAACUUUCCUAUUAGCAGCUUCAGUUUUAUACCACCCAGAGUGAGUGUGAUAAUGUUGAAGUCGCUGAAGUUAUAGGUUAUUUUACGUUUUGAUGUGGGAUUUUUCCUUUUUUUGAUUGGAAGGAGGCAGAAAUUGGAGAAAAGGGAUCACCCUAGGAAGGGGCUGCUGGCAAGGAGUCCAGGUGGCCCUGUCCGAGCCCUGGGGGCUCUCUGACCUGAGGCCAAGACACGUGGCCCCGCAGGUCACAAGAAAAAGUUCCCUCCUAAAUUCUAUUAGGAUUUUGGAGAAUUUUUGCACAGUAAUAAGCUCUGGGUUGCUCUUUGGGCUUCUCAAAAGGGAAAAGUUAACUCAAAGAUUGUAAACUAUUAAGUAUUCCAGCGUGUUGCUGGCCUCGUUGGAUAGUUGUACCUCAAAAAGUAGGUGAGAAAAGGCUUCCUCAUUGUCCCAGGUUGUCGAAUACUAAUGACAGAAGAGCUCACUUACGUGCCAAAAUUCACUUUUAUACUAGUUUUCCAGUGCUUUAAUAUUUGUAACUUAAAUUUUAAAACUCAUAUUUACAGACACUACUGUAACUUCAGUGAAACUGAAUUGUGUGAUUGAAGCUUUUUGCUUAUAGUAUUUAUUACACUACUUAAUUCAGUAAAUAUAUAAAAGUAGCCUUCAAUUUAUUUUUAUAUUAUUUUACAUGUUUUUACCUGCAGUCGUGUAUGUGAAUUUACCUUGGUAACUGAGACGUCAUGCUAAGGACCAAUAAACUCACUGAACAAGCAA
Messenger RNA from Leopardus geoffroyi (Geoffroy's cat), 7312 nucleotides. It is a transcript of the gene DNAAF9, whose product is annotated as dynein axonemal assembly factor 9. The transcript is spliced from 37 exons. NCBI's taxonomy places the organism in Eukaryota, Metazoa, Chordata, Mammalia, Carnivora, Felidae. The coding region runs from base 445 to 3978 and encodes 1177 amino acids. The record is from RefSeq and is a predicted model, not a curated record.